GUGUGGGAUAUCGGGCAGGGCGCAUGCGUGUCGAUAUUCGGCGGACACGUGCCGAGCGCGUUGAGCUGCUCGUGGAGCCCGCGGCCGCAGCUGCACUCCCUCGUGCUUUCCGGCGGUGCGGACUGCGCGCUGCGGCUGUGGCGCGCCGGUGACCACCCCGCCGCCGCGCACACCGAUACUGUACAACAUUUUGUGACUAAAAGAGACAAAAAGAAGAACCAGAAAGAAGAGAAAAAAGCUGAAGAAGAUAAAAAUUACGUAGGGGGCCAAGCUCACGUUGUCAGCGCAGAUAAAAUAAAUAUCUCGAAAAAAUACCUGCUGCCUAUUAUUUACAAACAGAUCGCCAACUGUCAUUUACAAGGUGCAAGGCAAAUGUUACAAAAUUAUAUAGAAAAGAACACAGAAAGUUGUAAUGGUAAAAAAGAAGCAGGGAACAAUGGCGAAGGUGAUUUCAAUGAAUUGACAGAAAAUAAAAAUUCUUCUGUGAAUAAUAAAGAUGCAUUCACACCUGACAAAGAUGCAGAGACACCUGACAAAGAUGCAGAGACACCUGAUAAAGAUGCAUCCACACCUGACAAAGAUGCAGAGACACCUGACAAAGAUGCAGAGACACCGGAAAAAGAUGCAGAGACACCUGACAAAGAUGCAUCGACACCUGACAAAGAUGCAUAG
This is a messenger RNA of Parnassius apollo (apollo), 672 nucleotides long. The record is from the annotation of a GenBank genome assembly. Lineage: Eukaryota; Metazoa; Arthropoda; Insecta; Lepidoptera; Papilionidae.